Messenger RNA from Oxyura jamaicensis (ruddy duck), 2482 nucleotides. RefSeq names its product mothers against decapentaplegic homolog 6-like. The transcript has 4 exons. Gene Ontology annotation, molecular function: I-SMAD binding; transcription regulator inhibitor activity. NCBI's taxonomy places the organism in Eukaryota, Metazoa, Chordata, Aves, Anseriformes, Anatidae. Bases 31 to 1446 code for a protein of 471 amino acids. Gene Ontology annotation, biological process: cell differentiation; transforming growth factor beta receptor signaling pathway; BMP signaling pathway. The record is from RefSeq and is a predicted model, not a curated record. Gene Ontology annotation, cellular component: heteromeric SMAD protein complex.
CUGUGCCAGCACGGCCCCUCCCUUGCGGCCAUGUGUCCCCACGGUGCUCGGUGCCCUCCGGGCUCCUCGCCGCCCCCCCCAGCCGUGCCCGACAGCCUGGGGAGACAGCCUGGCUCCGGCAGCCCUGCGGGCAGCGGGGCAUCCCUGCCCACCACGGCCCACGCGUCUGGCGCCUGCCCCGCUGCCGCCACGUCCUGGCCCCGGCCGCAGCUCAGCCCAAGGCCUGGACGCCACGAAUCAAUGAAUUUCCCAAACGGGGAGGUCCGGGGGAGGAGAGAGUCCCGGCACAGGAAAAAGUCCUGGCUGCGGCGCGCCGUGGGCAGAGCGGUCCUGGCCGCCCCGAGAGCACAGCCCCGGCUCCUCGCACCCAGCUCCGCGGCCCACCCUCAUCGCUGCUGCCCCAUGUUCCGCUCGCGUCGUGCCGCGCUGGUGAGGCGGCUCUGGCGGCAGCGCUGCGCGGCGCCCGGCCCCGAGGACGGCCACGGCGCCCUGAAGCCGGCGGCACAUGCCCUCUUCAAGAAGCUGAAGGAUGAGGAGCUGGAGCUGCUGGUGCAGGCGGUGGAGAGCCGGGGCGCCUGGGAGUCCGGCUGCGUCUGGGCGCCACGGGGGGACCCGCGGGGGGGCAAGCAGGCGCUGCCCCCCCAGGUCCUGCUCUGCCGCCUGUACCGCUGGCCCGACCUGCGCCAGCCCCACGAGCUCAAGCACCUCUCCUACUGCCAGAGCGCCGGGGGCCGCGGGGGCUGCGGGGACGCGGCCGCGCUCUGCUGCAACCCCCACCACUUCAGCCGCCUGGCUGUGCCCGAGACCCCUCCGCCCCCCUACUCGAAGUCAUCCUUCGGCCCCUCCUGGCCGGCCGAGCCCGAGCACCCCCAGCUCCUGGAGUUCAGCUACAACCGCGUGGACUGGCGCGACACCAGCCUCUCGCGGAGCACCAUUAGGGACGGCUACUGGUGCAAACUGGCCUACUGGGAGCACCGGACGCGCGUGGGCCGCCUCUACGCCGUGCACGAGGCAUCAGUGAACGUCUUCUGCGAGCUGCCGUGGGGCAGCGGGUUCUGCCUGGGCCAGCUGCCAGCUGCACACCGGAGCCAGGCUGUGCGCCGGGCGCGGGGCAAGAUUGGCCGCGGGCUGCUGCUGAGCCGGGAACCGGGCGGCGUGUGGGCCUACAACCGCAGCGAGCACCCCAUCUUCGUCAGCUCCCCCACGCUGGGGCCCCCUGGCGCCCGUGGGCUCGCCGUCCUCAAGGUGCUGCCCGGCUACUCGGUGAAGGUGUUCGACUACGAGCGGGCGGGGGGCUUGGCCGGCUGGCGGCACCCCGGGGACGGCCCCUGUGACACCCACAGCGUCCGCAUCAGCUUCGGCAAGGGCUGGGGGCCCUGCUACUCCCGGCAGUUCAUCACCUCCUGCCCGUGCUGGCUGGAGGUGCUGCUGAACCAGCCCCGCUGAGCAGCAAGGGGGGUGAUGGAGGCAGUGGUGGCAGGUCCCCCCCAAGCUGGGUGCAAGGGGGACACGAGCUGUGGAGCUCCUCUGCCUCGCCCCAGCCUCUUUGUUCCCUGGCUGCGUGGCCACGGGGCUGUCCUGACCCAUGGGACCCCUGCUGGGACCCCCCACCCCAGCCCCACCAUGGGGGCUGUGCCCACAAGCCUGGCUCUGCACCCACCGCAACAGGUCUCUUGCUGAUGCGGGGCACUAUUUAAUCUCUCUUUUUUAUUUUAUUGGUUAAUUUUAUUUUAAUUUAUCUUAUUUUUGUAAGAAAAAAAAAAAAAAAAGUAAAAUGCAGGGGUUGUAGGGAUGUAGAGCGGGCACCCAGGGAAGGUGGCCGGGGCAUGGUGUGCAGGGGCUGGGCAGGUCUGGGGGAGGCUGGGGGGCAACAGGAGGGGCGCAGGGGGCAGAGCCCCGGAGCAGCAGGCAGGGGGCUGCGGAUGCAGGGCCCCUGGGGCAUGGCAGGCGUGCGGGGUCGGGGAGAGCAGAGCUGGAGGAGUGCGGGCAGGUGAGCACAGCUGGAAUUUGGGGAGGUGAGCACAGCUGGGGGGUGUGGGGAGGUGAGCACAGCUGGAAUGUGGGCAGGGGAGCACAGAUGGAGCAAGCAUGGGGCAGGUGAGCAGAGCUGGAAUCUGGGGAGACUUAGCACAGCUGGAAUGUGGGGAGGUGAGCACAGCUGGAUGCGUGCAGGGCAGGUGAGCAUAGCUGGAGUGAGCAUGGGGCAGGUGAGCGCAGCUGGGGCAGCUGCUGGCCCGGGUUAGCGCCCUUGGGGGUUGCAGCCCGGGAUGGAAUGGCCAGGAUGUGGGGACUGGGGGUAGCGGAGCUCGGGUGCAGCUCAGGACGAGCGCAGAGUCCAUGAAGGUCCCCGGACCCUCCCGGUCCCUGGACCCUUCCAGCCCCCAGGAGAGCGCAGCCGUUGUGGGAGCGGGUACCCCAGGUCCCGGUGCGCCCGGGCUGUGUCCGGUAUUUAUAACCAAUAAACGGUGCCACCGGCACCACG